AAUUUUGCAGUACUGGCUCUAAUUGGCCGAGGUUUCGAUUAAAAAAAGAAAACAAUAACACGGAAAAUGUAAAGUGCUCGGGAAAUUGGAAUAAACAAACACUGAUAACAAACUGUGCACAAUGGAUAUUGCCCACAUUGAGCUGAGCGUGGAGGCGCUAAUUGGCUCCCUUGUGGCCCUGAGCGUACUCUUUCUCUUUUGUCGCAGCAUUCUGGCCGAAGAUAUUGUGAUUUGCAUAUCUGGUAAAACACGUCACAGUUGGAAAUCAAUAAAAAUUCUCGAACAAGCUUGCUUCUGCAAUGUUUGUGAAAUUUUGUUGACACCUUCGGCCGGACUCUUUUGUGACUGUUGCGGCCUUUGCACGCAUUCGGCGCCAACGUGUCAGAAGCAGGCCGAUGCCAAUUAUCACUGUAAGGACAAGUGGCUGCGCAAUGCGGAUUCAGUGAGUCAUUUAUGGGUGCGCGGCAACUUGCCCAUGAGCUACAGCUGCGCCGAAUGCGGUCAGGAAGCUGAACCGGAUCAUCACAGCAGCUCAGCCGGUCCAGGACUCUACGGCUGGCGUUGUGCUUGGUGUCAACGCUGCUACCACGACAAUUGCUACAAGAAUGUAGACACCAAAGCUACGUGUGACUUUGGCGAAUUUCGAGACAUGAUCUAUCCGCCCUAUUGCAUUGUGGCGGCCAGAACUCGUGAAUCUGUGCGUCUGCAUUUGGCUGGGAUUAAGCCACCCAAUAUUGAGAACUGGGAACCUUUGAUUGUAAUUGCCAAUACCAAGUCGGGCAGCAGUACGGGCUCCAAUGUCCUGUCCCUGCUGCGUGGCUUCUUACAUCCUAUGCAAGUCAUGGAACUGGGCACACGUGGUCCACAGGAUGCCCUGCAGUGGGUGGCAAAAACAAGUCCACGACCAUGUCGCAUUCUGGUCGCUGGUGGUGAUGGCACCAUUGGCUGGGUCCUCAAUACUAUCUACACGCUGAACAUCAAACCACAGCCAUCGGUGGCCAUCAUGCCGCUAGGCACCGGCAACGAUUUGUCCCGUGUGCUUGGCUGGGGCGCUGAACCGCCCUCGGAGCUCGAUCCGCUGAAGAUUUUGCGCAGCAUUCGACGUUCUCGCUCGGUGAAUCUCGAUCGCUAUGAUCUGCAAAUUGAAAAGCUACACUAUCGCCUGCCAAUUCAAAGACAUCCCAUCAAGACAAUACACGUCUACAACUAUUUCAGCGUGGGUGUGGAUGCCUACAUUACCUACAAUUUCCACAAGACACGAGAAUCUCGCUUUUAUCUGCUGAGCAGUCGCAUAUUUAACAAGUUGUUGUACUUUACGUUUGGCACACAACAAGUUAUGCAGCCAGACUGCGAACGCAUUGAACAGAAACUGACACUGCAUCUGGAUAAUAAGCUGGUUGAGCUGCCGGAACUGCAAUCGCUGGUGUUCCUCAACAUUGAUUCAUGGGGCGCCGGCUGCAAACUAUGCGAAUUGAGCAACUCGAAUGGCGAGACGCGUAUCAUCAAUUCGAUUUCCGAUGGCAUGAUGGAAGUCUUUGGCAUUGUAUCAUCCUUUCACAUUGCCCAGUUACAGUGCAAUAUCAGCAAACCCGUGCGCAUCGGUCAAGCCAAACAGAUAAGGCUACAAGUGAAUGCCACGGUACCCAUGCAAGCAGAUGGAGAACCCUGGAUGCAGGCACCGGCAGACAUUCGUCUACAGUCACGGAGCCAAGCCCGAGUCCUCAAGAUCGAGCCAAGUAUGAACUAAUAACUACUAACAGCAGUAGCAGCGUAACUAGUCCUUUAAAUAUUGCACGCUGAUCAUAAUUUAACCAUGUACUUAACUAUGUAUCGAUAGGAUCAUAAUUCUUCCGUUGUUCCCCAAUCGAAUUUAUUUGUAAGUCUCGAAAGUAGUUUCUUUUUUAGAUUGUAGUUAGCAAAAUUCCCUAAAAAGCAGCUAAAGAUUGAAAUGUAACCAAACUUAAAUAAGACCCAAAAAAUGUAUUGAAAUUGUGCAAUGAAAUUAGCCAAAUUUUACUGAUAAAUGUACAAAAAAUUAAAAAGCAACAGAGAAUACUUAUAAAGUUUACGUCACUUUAUUCUUCUCCUGAUAAAUUGUUAAAUGUUCGACUGGUGUACUAGACAUGCAGAGUUGCAUGCCUCAUAACAUUUUUGGGGGUAUCAUAAUUAUUUGUUUAUGUGUUGUUGUUUGUUGGUAAUAUUGUAUCGAAAGGCGGGUAAUCAACGAAAGCAACCAAGUUCAUCGGUUUAAUGCUUUUAGAGCAUUGUCAACUCCAUGAUGGCAUUGACAAUGUCAUUGCUGUUGUUCUUCAGCGCCUUGAUGGCCUUGGCACGCGUCGUGUUCGCCUGCGUUAUGACCAGCUCAAUGUCCUUUUCGUCGACGCCAGUGUCAUCGAUCUCUUCCUCAUCCUCUUCGGCGAUAGGAGCCACAGAUGUGGUGGCACCCACGCUGUCGGAAGCACCAGCAGCCUCUGGGGCCUUGAACUUCUCAGCAGCGGCAACCUGCGCUUGCUGCGACAGAUCUUCGAUCUUGGCCUCGCCGAACACAAUGUAUGUGUCGCUGUGGGGGUUCUUGUACACAUCUGGGUUGUUGAUGACGAACAGAAUGUUCUUCGACUUGCGAAUGGUGACACGGUUAACGCCCUGGAUUUGCUUCAGGCCCAACUUGAGCAUGAUUUUGCGUGCCUUCUUCUCGCCACGCGACUGCUUAGCCUUGGACACAACAUCGAUGGGCAGGCCGGUUUGGCCACCGCCCAGUUGUGUGGUGCCAGUGUCGGCUUCCUCCAACUCGGGAAUUUCCGAAUCGCUCUCGCUGCCAUCAUCCUCGACGCGAACGUCAUCCUCGGUCUGCUUAGCCUCAGCGGAGGUCGAGGGUGCCUCGUUUUUGAUUUCAGUCAGCUCUGGCAUGUUUACCU
Messenger RNA from Drosophila nasuta, 2915 nucleotides. It is a transcript of the gene Dgkepsilon, whose product is annotated as diacylglycerol kinase epsilon. Gene Ontology annotation, biological process: phospholipase C-activating G protein-coupled receptor signaling pathway. NCBI's taxonomy places the organism in Eukaryota, Metazoa, Arthropoda, Insecta, Diptera, Drosophilidae. Gene Ontology annotation, molecular function: ATP-dependent diacylglycerol kinase activity. Gene Ontology annotation, cellular component: membrane. The record is from RefSeq and is a predicted model, not a curated record. The coding region runs from base 122 to 1747 and encodes 541 amino acids. The transcript has 4 exons.